AUGUUUAUGCCAAAAGAAACAUUGGAUCAGGCGUGUGAUGUUGUCUUGGUAGUCGAAGAUGGAGAGCUUGAAGCUCAUAAAGACAUUCUUUCAAAAGCAAGUCCUUUCUUUGAAAAGCUGCUGAAUAGCGACAUGAAAGAGGCUAAAGAAGGAGUAGUUCGGUUGGAGAUGUUCACCGAGUCUGUAAUGAGAAACACACUAAAGUUUAUUUACACCGGUGGGGUUCAGAUUUUAAAGGAAGACGAUGCCCGAAACCUGGUUGUGAUUGCAGAUUUUUUAUUCCUUGAGAACCUGAAAACAUUUGCUGCGCGGGCUCUACUAAAGAAAACGGAAAUGAAUAUUUCGAAUUGUAUCUCAACUCUUCGGUUUGCUGAAGGAUAUCACUGCGGCGAACUUGUUUCCAAAACCAAGCAUUUCAUCCAUAAUAACUUUCCCGCCAUCUACAAUGCUAAACGUGAAGUUGUUUUGAGUAUGGCUCACACAGAAAUUGCAAAUUUGCUUUCAAGUGACGAGCUUUGCGUUGGCGCCGAAGAAGAUGUUUUUAACUUUGUUCUGACGUGGAUCGAAUUUGAUAGAGGUAAUCGAGAAAGAUAUUUCGCUGAGAUAUUUCGUCACGUUCGAUUGGUUUACAUAUCACGUGACUUUCUAUGCAAUGAUGUAGUGACACAUGAUUUGGUGAAAAGCAACAGAGACUGUUUAGAACUGGUUAAUGAGGCUAUCAAUAUGAUUGACUGUAAAAAGUUUGAGAAUCUCCCUUUCAAGCCCAGAAAGUCUCUUGAGACUUCUGCUAUAGUGAUAAGUGAUAAGAACAAAUUGAUGUGUUAUUUUCCUGUUGAGAAUGACUGGGUUACGCUAGGCAAGAUUCGUUGUGGAGAAUUUGGCACUUUGCGUGAUCUUUUUCCUUGCCAUGGUAAAUUGUACAGCACGAAAGUCAGACCGACUGCACAAGAUUCCUGGGAACUAGUUACCGUCGGCUACAACCCAUACUGUAACACUUGGACAUCACCGGUAUCGACCCACGAAAACAGAUACGUCCGAGAAAUAUUUGUUGCGAAUGGAGACGAAAUACAUGCUCUGCUUUCAGGGCCAUGCUUUCUGUCCCACGAACCUCUUUGUUGUGGACGAGUAAGUGGAACACACUCUCUUUGUCCCAAGAACAAACAUCUCUCCUACAUUACCAAAUACAAACCAGAAUCAAACUCAUGGCAUGACAUUGCGUCAUUUGAUUAUCUGGAUUUAAGACAAGGUUUUUGCCUUGUGGCUCAAGGAAACUUCAUCUACUUCGUUAGUGGUUUUGUGUUGGAUGGAGACCAGCGCACUUACCUUAAUGAAGUUGACAGGUACGAUUUUGACAAAAACCAGUGGAGGAAACUAGCAAAUAUUCAAGUAGCUAGGGAGUGGGCCUCGGGGGCUGCAACAAAUGGAAAAAUUGUUAUUUUUGGAGGGAAUAUCAGCAAAUAUCAUCAGGUGCCACAAAACUGCCAGUGUGAAUUGUACGAUGAAACAACAAAUGAAUGGCACUUCAUCAAAACUUUGAAAAUUAGACCUGGUUCUUUCACAAAUCUCUUAAUCAUUGACGGGAAGAUCCAUGCUUUCUGUAAAGAAGAAAAGCGUCACAAUGGAAGGAAGUUUGAUCACAAACUGAUUGAAUUGUAUGAUUCUGACAACAAUACUCAGAGUCUGAUUACAAGGUCAAUUUUAUCUUCGAGAUUUCGCUGUUAUGCUCAGAGUCCUUCAGUGAAGGUGUUCAGAGGAUUUUUUAACAACUGUAAGAAGGGAAACUUGAGUGAUGAUGAACUUGCUGGUGCGCCUUCUGCCCCUGCUGGGAACAAGAAAAAAUGCUCAGUCUUGUAA
Molecule: messenger RNA, 1854 nt
Organism: Pocillopora verrucosa
Lineage: Eukaryota; Metazoa; Cnidaria; Anthozoa; Scleractinia; Pocilloporidae
Product: kelch-like protein 28
Molecular function (GO): protein binding
Source: RefSeq, a predicted model, not a curated record